Messenger RNA from Lichtheimia ornata, 798 nucleotides. RefSeq lists its product as uncharacterized. Lineage: Eukaryota; Fungi; Mucoromycota; Mucoromycetes; Mucorales; Lichtheimiaceae. The transcript has 6 exons. Gene Ontology annotation, cellular component: cytoplasm; nucleus. The record is from RefSeq and is a predicted model, not a curated record. Gene Ontology annotation, biological process: microtubule-based process. Bases 1 to 798 code for a protein of 265 amino acids.
AUGUCCCAAGACGACGAUGGCUUCACUACGAUUGAAUCCAAAUUCAAGUACAUGUCCCUCUCAGGCAACAAGAACAAGCGAAAAAAGAAGCGUGGCCAUGUCUUUCAGGAUCCCGAUCACUAUACAUUGGCAGAUUUGAAGAGUGUGCUUUCGAAACGGCGAGAAACAUUGACCGAGAGUCGAUUCUAUAAAGAGUUGUUAGACACCUUUCAUGCAAGUCUGAUACCGACUCGUCCGCACGACAUGGUAUGCUAUGGUAUUGGCUCCAUCCAACAUUCAAAGAAUGCACAAUUCCAAUUUGUACUGGCGCUACUCAUCCGUGAUUUACUCAAAAUCCCUGGUCAAGUGAGCAUCUUUGAUCCCGUAAUGACUGAUCUCGAUAAGGAGUUAUGCAAGGAACACGAUAUAUACGUUAUCGACACAAACGAGGAUGGAAAGCGUGGUGUACAAAAGCCAACUUUAUUCUACAUGCCGCAUUGUGGACGUGGUCUCUAUAGCAACACAUUGAGCGCCAACUGGAACAAGGAUAAGCUAGGCAAUGUUAUCAUCAUUGGGAACCGGUUUGACAUGUAUGUUGGAAGCCAACUAGAAAGAGAUCUUAAGCGUGAAUGCCCAUUCUUGAUACCUGCUGUGGAUAUUGUCGAUUGCGUUACGUUUCCAAAGGAGUUUGAUGACAACAAGGUGUUCAAUGACCUCUCGAUUCAGACAUUUCCUCGGCAAAAGUUGGAUGAGACUACUAGAAAGUUUUGGGAUGAUGUAUCUAUAGAAAGUGUACCACAAGAUAAAGACGUGUUAUAG